CAUGGAUAAACAGUUAUAAUGAGUUAUUAUUGAUAGAAAGACUGAGUUUAGAACCAGAAACAGUUUAUCAGCAUGGAACAAAUGGAGUUGAGAAUGAAGGUACGAAGAUAUUAUUUUGACAGGGGUCCUCAUAUCAAUCAACAUAUGAUCCCUACUGCAUCACAAAAGGUGUUGCGAACAAAUAUAACUUUUCAGUGCAAUUCGUUCUCAGUCUGGUCAACUGCACGUUCCACAAACAGGCGAAGUCAAAAGAAGCUUUAGCCCUUGGSCAUUUAAUGCGUUGACUCCUCUGCGGGUUACAAAUACGAAACAGAGAAUCUACUUUCAAGUAUUCCAUUUGAAAUUAUUUGGAUAAUAAUCAGGUGGAGUGUUGUACUGCUUGUAACAGUAAGUCUAUUUAUGUUUCGUUCUGUGAGAACAACUGAUGUACAACAACAAAAUGCGAAGAAAAAGGUGGUCAAUCCAACGAAUACGCCAACAACACUGUCUGAUGUGGUAAACAUGUUGAUGAAUCUCGAAAAAAGAAUCAUCCAUCUUGAAUCAAAACGAGCAUCAAUAAUACGAGGUAGAGAUGGUCGUGACGGUCGUGAUGGUAGAGAUGGCGCAACCGGACCAAUGGGUCUACCAGGUUCUAAAGGAGAGACAGGACAUCAAGGUGUGAGAGGUCCACCAGGAUCCAAGAGUGGUGGAGUACAGUACGUACGAUGGGGAAGAACCAGCUGCCCUUACAAUGCUACUCUUCUUUACAAAGGUCGUAUUGGAGGUUCGCACUAUACUCAUAAAGGUGGAGGUGCCAAUUUCCUUUGUCUCCCUGAGACCCCCAAAUAUGGAAGGUACAAAGAUGGCCACCAGAACGCUGGAUACUUAUACGGUACCGAAUAUGAGCUUGGCGACUUUAAUCCAUUAACUACUUCAGGCCUUAACGAGAACGACGCUCCAUGUGUUGCGUGUUACAUUGCAACACGAAGUGCCAAGAUGAUGAUCCCCGCAACUUACGAGUGUCCCGUGGGAUGGACACGGGAGUACCAUGGAUAUCUGAUGACUGAUUAUUAUGGAUAUGCAAAAUCAGAAUUCAUAUGUGUUGAUGAGGAUGCAGAGGCUGUUCCUGGGUCAAAAGCUGAUAUUGACCAGGCCCUGUUGUAUCCCGUGGAAGGAAGGUGUGGUUCUCUACCUUGUCUUCCGUAUGUUGACGGACGAGAACUGACAUGCGCAGUGUGUACUAAGUAACUCCUCAUAAUUGCCUUUUUCAUUACAACAAACAAAAUCUAACAAAUAGCUAGCCUUGAUCAAGGUAAUGUAUAUCACUUUUUAAAGUGGCUGACUACUUUGAAAAAAAUAAACAGAAAAUUAAAACUUUCUUAACCUAAAAUUAAAUGCUGAUUCCAAAUAUGAAAAGAAAAAUGGGGUAUCCCCAAGCUCGCUCUCGAUAAAUUAUGCAUUAAAUGGAUGCCUACGUUCGAGUUUUUGGAGAAAAAAUUGCGCCACCGGAAGUGUUCAGAAAAUACUAUUACGAUUCAUAAGACAAUAGUUUUUUGCAGACUAGCGUAAAGACGGCUAGUGUAUCAUUCUACAAUGAUACGUGGAUAUGUUUGACAAAAAGACAAAUAAACACAUUGACUUGUCA
Molecule: messenger RNA, 1624 nt
Organism: Actinia tenebrosa (Australian red waratah sea anemone)
Lineage: Eukaryota; Metazoa; Cnidaria; Anthozoa; Actiniaria; Actiniidae
Source: RefSeq, a predicted model, not a curated record